UCCCUGCUUUCUAGCGAAGUCAAGAGAGUAAUGAAUUCUCAAGAAACCAUUCUGGACGAUAUGUUGUAUCACAAUUACAAAGACUCUCUAGUAGUCAGGGACGAUGGUGUUUAUCCAGCUCUAGAACUAAAAGAGAUAAAAUCUGCAACUAAGGGGUUUGGUAACAAGAAAAGCGACAAGCAGUCCAGCAAAUGCAGGUCGCGCGAGACAAAGAAAGCAGCCUCGUAUGUCGAUGCUAGUAAAAUUGUUCUCUCUACUCAUCAAACAGUACUAAGAAGCCGUGUAGGACAAUAUCACAGAGAGAGUGGUACCGAAGUGUUAGAUCUUCUAGGCAAAGCGAGAGACAUAAUAGAGCAGCAAGAACGCAUUUCAAAUGAGAUGCACGAUGUGUUCCCCUGUCUUCAAGAAGAUCUUGAACAACUCACUCGUAAGAGCUUGCCUAAUAGUGGUAAAAAUGUUAUGUAG
Bipolaris maydis ATCC 48331 is the source of this 465-nucleotide messenger RNA. RefSeq lists its product as uncharacterized. The record is from RefSeq and is a predicted model, not a curated record. NCBI's taxonomy places the organism in Eukaryota, Fungi, Ascomycota, Dothideomycetes, Pleosporales, Pleosporaceae.